GACAAUCUAAGUAUGGAACCUCGUCUCGCAGGAACAGAUGCAAAUUGUCUGUAUUAUCGACGCAUCAUUAUUCGUUGGUGGAGUCGAACCUUGGCCUGGCCAGAUGAUCACGGUUUUCGAACUCCGACUGAGCAGCAGUCUGUAUAAGAAGCCUCAUUGUUGGCCUCGUGUGCUUUUCUCCAUCAUCUUGACAGUCGCUGACGACAAAAUACACAAGGACUCAGAGGCGAAGACAUCAAACAGUGUUUAGGACCAGAAGAUGAAAGAAGAAACACCCAGAAAAAGGUGCAGGAAGGCCAGGGUACCAAGUGAAGACCCUCGUGCCAGGCCGGUGUUAGCAAUAUUCAGUGUCCCUCCAUCGGCCACACUGUUUAAAUACUUUCUUUGCAGGCACCACUUUGGGGAAUAUCCCGGAGCACCUUUCGGGACAACAUGGAAUGAUCGCGCAGAAUGUUUUCAUGCUGGCGUACAUCGCCAAUUGGAACCUGGUAUACAUGGCACUAAGGAAAUGGGCGCAUUCUCGAUUGUCGUCUCGGGUCAAUACAAAGAUGACAAGGAUGAGGGGGACACGAUCUUUUAUACAGGUUCAGGGGGUCACGAGCCCGGUGAUCGUGUCCGUGACCAGGAAUGGACGGAUUUUGGAAACGAAGCACUUCUUAAAUCUUCCAAAACAAGCAACCCCGUGCGCGUCAUUCGGGGCUACGAGCUCGAAUCCGAAUUUGCGCCCUGGGAAGGCUUUCGGUAUGAUGGCUUGUACAUCUGUAAACGUGUAAUAUUGUUCUUAAUAUUUACAUACAUCCGUUGAGCACUGAUCAUCGAUCCUUUGUCUUCAAAGGCGUGGCAAGAAAAGAACAGAGACGGACAUUAUGUCAUCUGUCGUUACCUUAUGGAGAGAGUUCCAGGCCAACCACCCUUACGCCGUCGUUCACCGGUUGUCGGCCUUUACAUGCCAAUACCAGGCUUCGAAGACGUGCAGCCGCUAGCGCCAGGGCCAACUCCAGUAAAUGGACGCCA
Suillus plorans is the source of this 1014-nucleotide messenger RNA. Its product is annotated as PUA-like domain-containing protein. The transcript is spliced from 7 exons. Lineage: Eukaryota; Fungi; Basidiomycota; Agaricomycetes; Boletales; Suillaceae. Gene Ontology annotation, biological process: protein ubiquitination; negative regulation of gene expression via chromosomal CpG island methylation. The coding region runs from base 260 to 805 and encodes 181 amino acids. The record is from RefSeq and is a predicted model, not a curated record. Gene Ontology annotation, molecular function: ubiquitin protein ligase activity.